ACCAACUUCAUGGAGGAUUGGAACCAUGAACAAAUGUGGAGAGCUUUUAGUGGAUAUGGCAGAGUUAUUGAUAUCUAUGUACCAAACAGGAAGGACAGAUAUGGAAGACGGUUUAGGUUUGCCAGGUUUCAAGAGGUGAAAAACGUGAGUAUGUUGGAGAAGGAGCUAGAUCAUAUCAAAGUAGGAGGAGUCAAGAUCCAUGUAAAUCAACCAAGGAUCAAGAUGAACAGAUUGGGGAUUGCCCAGGCUACUGCUCCAGGGCAAUUGAGGAACCACACAGGGAAAUACAUGAAUGCCAACCAUAGGGAGAAGGGAAAAAGGGAAUGGGUAGCAAAAAGCAAAGAUUAUGAAUGGCGUGGGAGGGAGUUCAGAGCUGAGGAGUCAAAUUUUGAAUGGGUGAAAGAAGCAACAGGUUCUGUUCAAGGCAAGAUUAAAAGAUUUUCAAGCUUCUCUAAAACUGGAGAUGAGGAAGACAACUACGUGGCACCUUGGCAUGAACGGGUAGGGGAGGGCAAAAAGGAGAGUCUGUCACUUGAUGUUUGGCCAUCUCAAACAUUAAAUGAGGCAUUAGAGAAUUGCAUUCCCAAGGGGAGAAAUUCAAAUAUUAACCGAAAAAUAAUGAAGGAAAUGUCAGAUGGAUAUGGGAGAAUGGAGAUGACGGCUGCAUCUUUUGAAAAAAGUAAUGAUGCAGGUGGGAUUAACGAAGAAGAAGAAACUGGAAAAAACUAUAGUAUGAAUAAAAAAACUAUUGUUGAAAAAAUGGGCACCAAUUUAAAGAUGAACCAAACCAGUAAUAGAACGGUGGAUCAAGGUGAAAUUGGGCUAGGUGCAGAUGGGCUAGGAAAGAAACACAAAGUAAAUGCAAAAGUGACCCAAAACAAGGAAAAGGCCAUAAUGCACUCUAACGGAAACGAGAACUAGUCCAAAAGUAACAACAUUAGGCCAAUGAUGAUGAAGAAUAAAAAAAUUGGAAACAA
This is a messenger RNA of Rubroshorea leprosula, 977 nucleotides long. Lineage: Eukaryota; Viridiplantae; Streptophyta; Magnoliopsida; Malvales; Dipterocarpaceae. The record is from the annotation of a GenBank genome assembly.